CUCCUCCUCCUUCUGCUCGCAAAAGCACUCCAAGACGCACGCAUGCCAUCCGAGCGGAGCCUGCAAGCCCGCUCUCCUUUCCUUCCCUUUCAGCCUGUUCCACAGGUACGCCUGGAGCUUUUUUUCGCUUCGUCCUCUCGCAGCCCCUGCUGGCCUUGCGCGGCCACCGGGAAGAUUUUUCUCUCCCCCUCCCCGGAUUUUUUGGGGGGUUCCAAGGAAACAUGGCUGCGAUCCUCGCUCUCCCUUCCAGCCCUGCCUCGAUCCGGCUGCUGGGGCUUCUCUACUUGUCUUCAUCCUUCUGGCUGCAGAGGAGCCGCUGCACGGAAGAAGCGCAGGAGUUUCCCCAUCCGGAUCCCUUGCCGGAGUCCGCCUUGCAGAAGCCCACCGUUUUCUUAGCCAUCCUGGCCAGGAACUCUGCGCGCUCCUUGCCCCAUUUCCUCGGCUGCGUGGAGAGGUUGCGGUACCCCAAGGACAGGCUCGCCAUCUGGGUAGCUACGGACCACAAUGUCGACAAUACAGUGGGUAUCCUGAGAGAGUGGUUGAAGAAUGUACAAAAGAUGUAUCACUAUGUGGAGUGGAGACCAAUGGAUGAACCUCAGUCUUAUCCUGACGAGAUUGGGCCCAAACACUGGUCGAACUCCAGGUUUACCCAUGUGAUGAAGUUGCGGCAGGCGGCUCUGAGAACUGCCAGAGAAAAAUGGUCUGACUACAUCAUGUUCAUAGAUGCUGAUAACUUCCUGACAAACCCAGAAGUGCUGAAUCUGUUGAUAGCGGAGAACAAGACCGUUGUGGCACCAAUGCUGGAAUCGCGCACUCUCUACUCAAACUUCUGGUGUGGAAUGACUCCUCAGGGUUACUACAAGAGAACACCAGAUUACAUCCUGAUCAGGGAAUGGAAGAGGGUUGGUUGCUUUGCUGUUCCGAUGGUCCACUCCACGUUUCUGAUUGAUCUGAGAAAAGAGGCCUCAGAUCAGCUGAUGUUUUAUCCCCCACAUAAGCACUAUACCUGGACCUUCGAUGACAUCAUUGUCUUUGCCUUCUCAAGUCGCCAGGCAGGCAUUCAGAUGUACAUCUGCAACAGAGAACAUUAUGGGUACCUCCCUGUGCCCCUGAAACCUCACCAGAUGCUGGAGGAUGACACUGACAACAUUGUUCAUGUGCUGAUUGAGGCAAUGAUUGACCGUCCAACAAUUGAACCUUCUGAAUAUGUCACAGUUCCUCCAAAGCACCCUGACAAGAUGGGAUUUGAUGAGAUUUUCAUGAUUAAUCUGAAACGUCGGAAAGACAGGCGGGACCGUAUGUUACAAACAUUGUAUGAGCAGGAAAUUGCAGUCAAGCUGGUAGAAGCUGUGGAUGGAAAAGCCCUGAAUACAAGCCAACUCAAAGCUCUCAACAUAGACAUGCUUCCUGGUUACCGGGAUCCUUACUCCUCAAGGGUGCUGACAAGAGGGGAGAUUGGCUGCUUCCUCAGUCACUUCUAUAUCUGGAAGGAGGUUGUGGACAAGGAAAUGGAGAAGACCCUAGUCAUAGAAGAUGACGUGCGCUUUGAGCAUCAGUUCAAGAAGAAGCUCACGAAGUUGAUGGAUGAAAUCGAGAAAGCCCAGCUAGAUUGGGAACUCAUCUACAUUGGCCGGAAACGAAUGCAGGUGGAGCGUCCCGAGAAGGCUGUUCCCAGGGUCAUGAACCUUGUGGAAGCUGAUUACUCUUACUGGACACUUGGCUACGUUAUCUCCCUGCAGGGAGCACAGAAGUUGAUUGAUGCUCAGCCUUUUGGCAAGAUGCUGCCAGUCGAUGAAUUCCUGCCGGUCAUGUACAACAAGCAUCCUGUUGCCAAGUACAUGGAAUACUAUGAACCAAGAAACCUGAAAGCCUUCUCUGCAGAGCCUCUGCUGAUCUAUCCAACCCAUUACACUGGGCAGCCAGGUUACCUCAGUGACACAGAGACCUCCACAAUCUGGGACAAUGAGACCAUGGCCACAGACUGGGACAGAACGCUGUCUCGGAAAUCACGGCAGCAAGGUCAGAUCCACACAAAUGCCCAGAACAAGGAUGCUUUGUCGCCUCAGCCCUCCCUGGAUGCAUCAUCUGCGAGGGAUGAGCUAUGACUGCUGGGAUGAACUACAAUUGCUAGACCUCCCUCAGGCUCCGUUUUUGUUUUUUUGCUGUAGGGAGGGGGGUUUAUGGCAAACUCUUUCUUUUUGGGGCCAGAAGCUUCCAGAGAUCUUACGGUGUUGUUUUAAUUGGCAAACAAAUCAAUUUGGUUGGAUGCAUCUUGCAUUUUUGUGGGGAAAAUGUUGAACCUGAGUGAGUCAGGCUAGCAGACUUCUGAGAAGUGCUGUAUCGACGGUAAGCCGUCUCUUUGGCUUUCAAGAUUCAUAUCAUAGAAGCAUCUGUUGAGAUGUUGGGGGAUUUGUCAGGACAGUGAGUUUAAUGCAUAAAUGGAAAGAUGGUUUCUUGAAUGAGCUCUUUCUACUGUUCCUCACGUAGAAUUACUGUAUUUAUAAAGAUUAAUAUAUGCCUGGGUUAGGAGAGGUGUACAAGCCUUCCUUUGUCACUCCACUGCUGCAUCACAUGAAUUGUUGCUGGUUUUCAUUUUGUUAAUCACCUGCUCUGAGAGAAGUUAGAUGGGAAAGGGCGGGUCUCCCCCGCAAAGGGUUCAUUGUCAGGAAUCACGUGGCUUACUACUGGGGGCUUUGCUGGGGCUGUGUCCUGGCCCCCCUUCAAGCCCUCAGCAGUUUCAGUAGAUUGGCUCACCUGUAGUAAUGCCAUAAAAUACAGCUGUAGUUACAAAGAUUUUCUAACAGCUUCCCAUUUGCAAGAUGCAGCACAGUCCAUCUUCUUUAUCAAUAUCUAAUUCCUGGCCCUUUCUGCACAAGUCACCUAGAACAUUUUAAUAAUGUUUUUGAUCCUCCCCCCUCUACCAUGAUGCUUGUCUGCUCUCACCUCCUCCAAACAUUUCAUGACUGCUGCAAGGGGCUUAAACAUUUUUUUUUUGCUUAUUCAUUGAAGAAAUGAUUCUUCAUUGAAUCCCUUCUUCAAUGCUCUGUAGCUCCAUUUAAUUGAUGCUUUGUAAAUUCACUCAAAACAGCAAAAACACACACAAAAUGGUGAAAAUGAAUCGGCAAAAGGGAAAGAACAGAAAUGAAUGGUGUGAAAAAAUGGCACCGAGGAGGAAGUUGGGCGAUGGUACAGAGGUGUGGAAAACAGCAGAGGGAAAGAUAAAGCACUGUAAAGAUGACUGCACUGAGCAGGAAGCUGGCUCAGACAAAAGAUAGUUGUAAAAGGGAUUUUUGAAAAACAGUGAAAAAGCUGCUUGGAAAUGUCUUUGGAGCCAAAGAAGGGAAAAAACAAUGCAGAACUCCAUUGAGGAAAUGUUUUAUUUCCACCCUGAAAAUGUAGGGUCUUUGUGUGGACAGAGCCCCGUUAGAUCCCUCUUUAAUUUCUCCCAUUUUUCAUUUAAAGUGCAUGUAAACUGGUUACCUUAUACUUCCAGUUCAGUGACUCACCCCACCCAAAACUAAUGUUCUCUUCACUCUUUUUACCAAAUCAAUUUCUACUCCCCCCAAAAAAGAAAGAAAAAAUAAAUAUUUGUCUAAAAAGAAAUAGGAAUUCUUUUUCAAACUUCCAAUGAAUAGCACAAGGGGUUUGAGGAGAAUCAAGCUUUGUAGCCAUGAAUGCCAGUGGCACCAGGUUUGCUCCUUGGAGCUUUGAAGUGAAGAACACUUGGCUCUCCCCCUCCCUCCCCGCCCCCAGGUUGAUGACCAAGCGUAUCCAUUUUAGAGAUGAGCUGCAGUAUGCUCCCUCGCAGGUUCCCUACCCCUGGGCUAAGUCCUUUACUGUUUAAAAGUGCACAGGUGAACAGCUUCUUCUAGAAUCAUGAUUAGCUUGUGCAGGGUUCAAAGCAUUGGAUGGAGAAAUCGUUUCUGAUACAAAAUGUUAAAACAUGCAAGAAUGUGUGCAUUUAAAAAAACUGCUAUAGAUGCUGUACAUGGGAAUUGUUGGAAUAAUUUAUAUCUGUGUCCUUUCUUGAGGGGAUAUGAUGCUGGUUAUCAGCUGGUCUGGUAAUAUAUAGCAAUGGGUUCAAAUCAA
Sphaerodactylus townsendi is the source of this 4089-nucleotide messenger RNA. RefSeq names its product collagen beta(1-O)galactosyltransferase 2 (gene COLGALT2). The coding region runs from base 222 to 2105 and encodes 627 amino acids. The transcript is spliced from 13 exons. The record is from RefSeq and is a predicted model, not a curated record. NCBI's taxonomy places the organism in Eukaryota, Metazoa, Chordata, Lepidosauria, Squamata, Sphaerodactylidae. Gene Ontology annotation, molecular function: procollagen galactosyltransferase activity.